Molecule: messenger RNA, 11589 nt
Organism: Acipenser ruthenus (sterlet)
Lineage: Eukaryota; Metazoa; Chordata; Actinopteri; Acipenseriformes; Acipenseridae
Product: rho guanine nucleotide exchange factor 17-like
Exons: 21
Coding region: 542-7783 (2413 amino acids)
Biological process (GO): actin cytoskeleton organization
Molecular function (GO): guanyl-nucleotide exchange factor activity; protein binding
Source: RefSeq, a predicted model, not a curated record
CCUCUUUUCCCUUUAUCCCCGCCCACCUUGGCACGGACUGUUUGCAUGUAAAAAAAAAGAAAAAAACAGACAAAAGUCACGCAAAACUCAAUUAUGUCAAGAAAACAAUACACAAAACGGUCGACAUUACAAUAGAAAUUGGAAGAAGGGUGUUUGAAAAAAGAAUAGUUGCGCGAUUGGAAAGGGGCAUAUGUGUCAAUUGUAACAGUAGAUGGACUGGUUCCUGAGCUGAAGAAACUGGGAGAAAAGUUUGGCAAAAAGUUUGAGGCUUUUUUUCUCUGUGCAUGGAUGGAAGGCUAACACUAACAAAUGCAGGGGAAAGUCCAGCAGAGGUCAGAAUGCUGUGCUUGCUUGCUUGCAUGGAUUGUUGUUUAAUUAUCUCUAUUCUACGGUAAGCACUUUUUUUUUUGUUUGGAAGUGUAUGAAGAAAACAGAAGAUGGGGGAUUAAAGCUAACGCUUUAUGGAUUACAAUGAAAGAAAAGACUGGAUCAAUUAAAUAAAAUAAAAAAAUUGGGAAAAACGCCGAUAAAAGGACAUACAAUGGCGGGAGUGGAGCCGGAGAAAAAGGUGACUGUGUAUCGAAGCGUUUCUUUCAAAAAACUGGAAAGCUGGAGCGCAAAUAAAACGAGUCUGACUUCAGAGAAUCAACAACACAAAUCAGAAGUUUUACCAAGCUGCGCCCAUCCCCCUACAGCAACAGCAGCAGAAAAAGUGCAGCCCUUGGCUACGCGUUCUGUUAGUGUGUCAAGAAAAGUUUCCAAAAUCUCCGCCGCUAGCAUUUCAACCACAGGUUUUAAGAAAAGCACUCCUCAUUGCAUUUCGCCUUCAGUACGCCAGCUUUCUGAGCGCUUUACUGGUAUAGGAAGAGAAAGGACGGGCACAUUAGCUGCUACCAGCAUUAGUACGACAGUUGCUGGGGUCCCGAAAUACACAAUUCAGCAAAGAAAUACAUCUUGUAAUGAGGGACUACCUUCACAGAAGCAGCAGGAGGGGAAAGCAGCUUUGCCGGUCUCUGGUGAAGAUUUAUUAGAGACUCCUGUGUGCAAAGCUCAGGAACAACAGCAUUCCAUUUGUGAUUCCAUUACAACCCCGGGGAUUGAACAAGUUCAAAGUGAGAUUGCUGCUACAAGAACUGCAGCUUUAACCACCGCAGACGCAGGUAAGAAAGACUCUUUGCAAACUACUUUCAUUGGGGCUGUAAACACAGAAGACGAUGUUUUUGUUGCUGGGACUCCUGGUUGCAAGCCGCAAGCAAACACUACUUCAACAGCAGACUGUACCUGUGCUGAAAUGACAUACUGGCCAAGUGUUACAAAAAUGCGCAAAUUGUUUGGAGACGGCCAUAGGAAACAGCACAGGUCUACUUCAGACGCUGAUGAUCUGAAGUCUGUGAGUCAGCAAGCUGCUAUUUUAAAAGAGAGUGGGCUUACAGAUAUAAAAGAGACACCACCAAAACAUUGGCAGGCAGCUGACCAUGAUAGUAGCUUGUGCUGCAUGGAUACAAAACAAACAUUUUUAAGUAGUAAGGAGGCAAGACAUUUGGAGGUGGACACCGCUACCAUCCCCCUUUACAAUGCAGUUCACCGCAGCAGCAGCCAGCAGGCACCUGAAGGAUACAGAACUAGGAGUCCUGACAUGAAUGUAGAUAAUUGGACUGGAAAGUUAAACAGUGACCCAAAGCCCCCUCCCCCAACACCACCGCCCAGGAGCAGCUCUGUUCCGUUUUCCCUGAAAAUGCACUCGCUUUCCUUUGGUCUGCAACACAAACAAGAGGCAAGACAGCAAUCGGAUAGUUUACAUUCUUUGCAUAGCUCUUCCAAACCACCCCCUGCCCCCUCUGUUCCUGCCAGCAGUAAAGUUAGCUCCAGUGAGGAGGAGGAUUCCUACAGCAAAGGCAGCUUCCCGUUUCUGUACGGUAGUGUUAACAAGAAUGGCUCCCGGGCCAGGUCCCUCGGGAGGUCUUCUGGCAGCGAGGAGGACAGCUCACUGCCAGUAGCCCACAACAGGGACAACAUUAGGCGGAGAUCCCUCAGGAAAAAGAAGAAGAAUGUGUUGGGGAGCAGAGAUAACGGGGAGUCUGAUGAUAGCGAUGAUGGACCAGUGAUGGAGCCCUUAGAGAGACGCCAGCGCCCCUAUGACUUGGACUAUUUGCCAUGCAAAGAUAGUGAGGGAUCCAGAUCCAGGUACAAUGCCACUGUGGGGGCAGACCAUGCCACUUCUUUUACCUCACCUCCUUGGGACCACAGACCUUGCCCCUCCCUGGAAAGCAGUUACCCCUCCCAACGUUCUGGAGAUGCUGAGAGCUAUAAAAGGCAUCACAGGGUUGUGUCAGAAGGUGGGAUCAGCCCUGCAGGUUCUUUCCAUGGAUCUUCAAGGGGCUCACCCAUCCCAGGGGUCUCCCGCAUUGCCAAAGUCAGUAUUCCUUCAUUUUUGGACAGCCCAUGUGGUUCUAGAAGCAGCAGCAGGCAUUCUAGCACAGAGACGCUUAAAGAAGAAGACCAGCCUACCACCUGCUCCGCUGUAACUACUUCUAAAAGCUUCCAUGGCAAUUUUACCUUGUACCGCUCUCCCAGCUUCAGCCACUGUGACAAUAUUUCCAGACCCCAUGGGCGAGUUCGUCCGAAUCUGCCGUUUGGUAAUGUUCAAGUCAAACCUGACUGUUCAGCAGAAAGCAGAAGCCACCACCGUCACGCACUUGUAAGUGACAAGUCGAAGCACAGGAUGUCCAUGUCGAAUCCUGACAUUGCAUCAGAGACAAUGACAUUGCUUAGUUUCCUCAAAACCGACCUGUCAGAGCUGAGAGUGCGAAAAAAAGGCAGAGGUGUUGACGCAAGUGGUGGCAACCAUCGAGACAGUUAUCAGAACAUGUUAGCUCAUUCACCAGCGUAUAGAACCAGGGGGACCCCAAAGAGCUCUUAUCACCUGUCCCCUCACGGUCGCCCGUCUCUUAAAGACCUGACAGCCACACUAAGGCGGGCCAAGUCGUUUACUUAUUCUGAAAAGCCAGUGGGGAGACCAGAUGGGGGAACAGUGAAGCCGAGCUCCUCUGAGCUGAUGCUGUCCAGCAUGGGGGACAGUGAUGCUGCCGUAUCAGACAGGGAAGUGGAGAGUGAUGUGGGUCAAAGAGAUGAUGACACGCUGACCUACCAAACACAGGACCAGUAUAUCCAAGAAGCCAGGCAAGUGUUCAAAGAUAUUAGCCAGAUGGGGACUCGGGAGGAGUAUAGCUAUGGAAUGGAUUACAUGGAAGGUGAAUGUUUCAGAGGGAUGGAGGAAGCUGACGGACAGCCGCAGGAGGAGAUUGGUGCAGCAUUUUUGGUGGAAAAAAGAGAAAGUGAGAAAUGCUUAAGGAAAGGGGAAUCUGAAGAAAACUUGUCCUGUGGGAAAUCGGUAGAUGAGCUGUCUGGCCACGAGUCAAGUUUGACAGAUGAAGGAAUCGUGACUGAGCCCGAGACGGGUCCGUGUGGCAGUGCUUUGGGCAAGGACAUUUUGGGGCAGCCGUUGACAGUGUGGAAACAGCCCAGCAGUGCCCUUCAAAGAGAGGACCAGGCUGAUCUACAACCUGGAGGAAGCCCCCCUCCAUCCGUGCCAGCAGUCAGGACAGACAAUGAGAACAUGGCAAUAGGAGGGGAGACAACUUACAGCAAAAAUGCGAGCCAAGGGCCACUGGAAGCACCUUCAACCCCAAGUGCAAUUCGUAGAAGAAGGACAUUUUCAUCUGCAGGCAACAAUGGCUCAGAUUCCAGUAAUGGAAGCAACGGGGAAUCAAGUGGGGAAACUUUCAGGUCCCUUAGCGACCCCAUGCCACACAGGAGGUGCUUAAUCUCAGAAGAUAACAAGAACUUUUCAGUGGACAGCAACUUAUUGGGUUCUCUGAACUCCAAGAAUGGAAUCCCUGAAUUUUCUGCAACUGAUUUGUCUGAGUGCACAGGGAGUGCAGCCAGCGACCUGUCUGUUUGUAGCGAUGGGCUGAAGGAUUACAAUACAGUAAUUCAGAGCAUCGUUAGCGAGCCAGGGGCCAUGGAUAAGCUGAUUGAUGACAAGGGCAAUGGGAAGGUGGUCAAGAAGAAAUCUUUCAGCGAUCCCAGUCGCCGCGGGGAGUCGGACACUCCUGGAUUUAAAGGCCCAAGCGAGCCCAUCAACGAAAUGGAGCAAGCCAUUCUGCCAUCCAGCAGUGAACCCAUUCUCUCAGAACAGCGGGACGAGGUGGGAGAGCUGGAGGAGCUUGGCAGACAAGACAGGAAACCUUGCUCCCAAUCUGAACAUGUGCUGCCCUCGUACCUGGAACAGGAUGCACUGGAAGGGGCCCCUGGAUUUGCUUUCGACCCAAAGCUGGCCGAAGUCCUGUCACCCCGCAUGAUGAGACGCAGCUACAAGAAGCGCAACAACCGCUCCACGCAUCAGGAGGGCAAAGAGCAGCAGCAGCAGCAAUCAACUGAAACUGGGCACCAUCAACCCGUCAAGCCCAGGCCUGCAUCCAAGCAUGUGAGGCAUGCUAGUGAACCUGCCACCUUUAUCCCCAUCGUGACCCCCGAAUCCCACUUGUCUCAAAGCCAUCCAAUUCACAUAACUGCCCCUGAACCUUCUAGGCAACCCCAGAAACCACUCCACAUCGUCCAGGCUCCAUCUUUGGAGGACGUUACCAAACAGUACAUGUUGGCGCUGAAUUCUGGCGACUCGCCUCUGCCUGCUGCCACGGAUGCAUCAAGGUCUACACCUGUCACUCCAACUACAGCAGAGCCUAAGUUACUGCAGAAGCCCAGCGAAGAACUGAACCCCGCAGCCAGCAAAAGCAAGCCCCAAGUGGAUAUGAGAAAGCAUGUUAUGAUGACUCUGCUCGACACAGAACAGUCCUACGUGGAGUCGCUACGCACUUUAAUUCAGGGAUACAUGAGGCCUCUGAAGCAGCCAGAGAACUCGUUCAUAUGCGACCCCUCUCUGGUGGAUGAGAUGUUCUUCCAGAUCCCAGAGAUCCUGGAGCACCACGAGCAGUUCCUGGAGCAGGUCCUGGUGUGCGUCCAUGACUGGCAUGCCAAGCAGAAAGUGGGGGACCUGCUCACCGAGUCGUUUUCAAAGGAUAUACUUGUGAAUAUUUAUUCAGCGUACAUCGAUAACUUCCUGAAUGCCAAAGAUGCUGUGAGGAUAGCCAAGGAGGCCAAACCUGCGUUUCUGAAGUUUUUAGAGCAAUGCACAAGAGAGAACAAGGAGAAGCAAGCCCUCGCAGACUUAAUGAUCAAGCCAGUCCAGAGGAUUCCUCGCUACGAGCUUCUCGUCAAGGACCUUUUGAAGCACACUCCUGAGGACCACCCAGACCAUCCCUUCCUGUUGGACGCACAGAAGAAUAUCAAGCGACUGGCGGAGAGGAUCAACAAGGGGAGAAAGAACGCAGAGGAAGUCGAGAGGGAGACUCGAGUGCUGCAGGAGAUCGAGUCCCACGUUGAAGGGAUAGAGAAUCUUUUGAAUCCUCAAAGGAAGUUUCUAAGACAGGAGAUGGUUGUGGAAGUGAAGGCUGUAGGCGGUAAAAAGGACCGGUCGCUAUUCCUCUUCACUGACUUGCUGAUUUGUACAACGCUGAAGCGAAAGUCAGGAUCUCUUCGCCGCAGCUCUGUGAGCCUCUAUAAUGCUGCAAAUGUUAUAGACACAUCGAGCAAAUACAAGUCUCUCUGGAAACUGCCUUUAGAAGACGUGGAAAUAGUAAAAGGCACUUCCCAGGCGACGAACCGGGAGAACAUUCAGAAGACUAUAGGACGUCUAGAUGAGGAUCUCAGCACAUUGGGGCAGAUCAGCAAGCUGUCUGAGACACUCAGCUUCCCCCAUCAGAGCCUGGAUGAUGUCAUCAAGGACCUGAUGGCCGCAGUGCAUCGUGACCUGGCAGAGAAGCAGUCGCUCUCCUUCAGCAUGACCUUCCCGCCCACCAAAGUGGAGCUGACAACCGCCUCGCUCGAGGGGAGCUUCGUAUUUGAGUUCAGCGCACCGGACACGCGCAGCAACUUCGAGCAGGCCUUUGAGGAUGCUAAGAAGAAACUGGCAAUGAACAAAGAUCACUGGGACCCAGAGUUUCUGAAGGCUAUUCCCAUCAUGAAAACAAGAAGCGGAAUGCAGUUCUCCUGCGCGUCCCCCAGUCACAGCUGCCCUGAGAACACCUACGAGGUGUGGGUGUGUAACAGUGACGGCUACGUGGGUCAGGUCUGCCUCCUGAACAUCAAGAACGAGCCCACCGUGGAGGCCUGCAUCGCUGUGUGUUCAGCCCGCAUCAUCUGCAUUGCCGCCGUGCCGGGCCUCAAAGGCAGGGAGCGCGGGGAAUCCCUGCUGAGCCCCCCCUCCUCGGAGCCUAACCCCAACCCCCCCUCCUCGGAGCCACGGCUCCACAUCUCGAUCUCGGGGUCCUCCCUGGACCUGGCAGAGCCCCCCGACGGGGCGGGCCGGGAGCUGGUACCCUUCGAUAGUGACGACACGGAUGAUGAGUCCUCGCCAAGCCCCUCCUCCACACUGCAGAGUCAGGCCAGCCGCUCCACCAUCUCCUCCAGCUUUGGCAAUGAGGAAACAGCCAGCUCCAAGGAAAUUGCGGCAGAGACGACAAGCUCGGAGGAGGAGCAGGAGUUCCCGGCCAUCCCCAGCUCGUACGGUCAAUCGUGCCUUAACAACGAGAGCCCCAUGGACGGACGGGCAAUGAGACGGUCAAGCCGGGGAUCCUUCACCCGAGGCAGCCUGGAGGACCUUUUGAGCAUCGAUCCUGAGGCCUACCAGAGCUCAGUGUGGCUGGGCACCGAGGACGGCUGCAUCCAUGUGUAUCAGUCAUCUGACAACAUACGAAACAGGAAGAACAGUAUGAAGAUGCAGCACUCCGCAUCCGUGUUGUGUGUCUUGUACCUUGACAACAAGGUGUUUGUAUCUCUGGCAAACGGUGAAAUGAUUGUCUAUCAAAGGGAAGCAGGUGAGGAAACCAGGAGUGACCAGAGUCUGACUGGAGGCUGUCCCCGGCCAGGAAGUUUCUGGGAUCCCCAAAACUCCCAGACGCUGUGUCUGGGGACCCCUGGGAACCCAGUCACCAAGAUGGUGCCAGUGGCAGGGAAGCUGUGGUGCGGCUGUCAAAACCGGGUCCUCAUCAUUAACACAGCCACACUCUCACAGGAGCACAUGUUCCAGAUUGGGCAGGACAGUUCCCGUUGUGUGACGAGCAUGGUGAGCUAUGGCCUGGGUGUGUGGAUAGCCAUCCAGGGUAGCGCCCAGGUGAGACUCUACCACGCUGCCACCUACGAGACCCUCACUGAGGUGGACGUGGCCCCCGCUGUGCACAAAAUGCUGGCAGGUUCAGAUGCCAUAAUCCGUCAGCACAAAGCCGCUUGCUUACGCAUCACAGCACUCCUGGCCUGUAAAGACCUGCUGUGGAUUGGGACAAGUGCUGGUGUGGUGUUAACACUGUCCAUUCCACCCAUGUCCACCAACACCAGCUCCCAGCGCACCCCUCUGGUACCUAUGGGCUCCGCGCACGGACACACCGGCCACGUGCGCUUCCUCACCUCCAUUGAGCUGCCUGAGGACUUCGAUGAGGCCUUCCCACUGCCCAGAGAGCACGGUAAUUCCACCCUGGCUAGUGAGAGCCCUGCCGGGCUGCAGCAGCGAGACUCCACGAGGCGCAGGGCCUCCACCGUCAUCCAGUCCAAAUCCAACUUGCUGGUGAUCAGCGGGGGUGAUGGCUAUGAAGACUUCCGGCUCACCAGCAGCAGUGAGACUGUGGGGCGCGACGACAGCACAAACCAUCUCCUCCUGUGGAGGGUUUGAUCCUCGCCACCGUCCUCUAAUACUACUUGCUCACCAGCGACCCUGCGAAAAGUGCCAGUCGUUGUUACAUGCACCGCUGCUGACCAACGGCUGAUUGUCGUUGUCCCCCUGUGUGUGUGUGUCAGUUAUUUUUUAUUUUUUUGAGUUGUCGUUUACUCGGACGUCUUGUCUGUACAUGCAUGGGUGUUUUUGAACACUAAAAGGGUCGCUUCAAAGCGCUGUUUUAACGUUGUUUGGUGUAAGAAUUAAACCUCGCACAGCUCGCGUUGUGUCCGGCUGUGUCUUCAUGUUGCACCAUUUGAGCUUCACAGGCAGGAGGAGGACACUGAAGACAGAUGAUGAUUUAUGAUAAAUAAUUAAAUGGAGUCUCUCCGCUUAUUGUCUGAACUCUCCACUGGAAUCGAGGAGAAAAGAAAAAGAAAGUCGUGCAAUCGGUACAUUAGUGACAUUCACCAAACGUAUUUGGUCAGCCUUACGGUACUAGAAAUCACACAGCUACUGGGUGCAUUCUGGCCUGUUUGUUUGGGUCACGUUAUCACUACGUGGGUUUAUAAGUGGAAAAAGCUCUUAGUUCUGUGCUAUCUUAAAGUGUUGGUUCCAGGAUUGUGGAAGCAGACUUGAUGCACAAAGGAGAUUUGGUUUCUAACCAGAGAGUGGAUCGCAGGCUGUGAGAAGCACAUGAGUGGCAUGAAAGAAAGCAUGAAAAGCUGCAAUCACGCUUCGGAUUAUCAUUAUUAUUAUUUUUUUUUUUUUUUUUAACCUACACUCAUUUUUCUAGGGCUGCAUUGGCAAUACACAAUGAGCAUUUUAAUUUUGUGUUAACUACUGUUUCGUGCUUGGUUGUGUCAGAUUGUGACUUUUAUUUUCUCUUCGAAGGAAGACAUUUCUUUUUUUUAUUUGAUUUUUUUUAAACUGAAGAGAGCGUGCAAAAUUUAACAAAUGUGCAAUAUGUGGCCACGGUACCUGAAAAGUAACUUGUUAACAUGUUUAUUAUAAUUAUAUUUUUUUUAUUUUUUUUUUGCUACAUAACUACAUGCACUAAGAUUAGCUUGUGCCUCUCUUCAAACUUCAGAACCACAAUUUUCAUACUGCCACAUAAUCACUUUAUUUUAUUGGUGUGUGUGUGUGUGUUUUUAUUUGAUGUUUUUGUUAAAGGCCGCAGUACUAGACAAAGCUUAUCUUUCUGGUUUGUGGUGCUUUUAUUGGUCCUCUAUGUACAGUAUUUAUGUUUCAUUUUAUACUAGUUAUCUUUUACAGCACUUAAUUUAUGCAUUUAUCUUUCCCUUAGCGCUAGACAUUGGGACACAGAUGAGGAAACAGGUGCCUGGUUAGAUUUUUUUCAGAGCAGCUUGCAGCUGUAGUAACUGCCUGCACCACCACAUGUAAAAUCUCUUCAGUUCCAUUGCGAACACUGUUCCAUUACAUACAAACGAUGGAAAUGAGGAUAUGUGAACCACGCAAAAUCACAACUGUUGGUUAAAUAUACAGUCUAAACUCUAUGAUAGAGUUUAUCUCGCAAAGGAUACUUUAGCUAUUUAGCAAAACAGUCUAAAAUGAGUACAGGGUGGGUAUAAUGGUACUUGGCUGCUGCUAAAGAAAAACAUUCCCAAUUGAAGGAUUCUAUCGACAAGAGAUUUUUUACCACAAAAGCUGUGGCCAUGUGGCUUUAUUAUGUGUUUAAUCAGUUCAUUUCCCUGAAAUUCAAAUGACUGUCAAGGAUCUUAAAGGGGGUGCUGACCGAGGUUUUAAAAUCCAUUUUAUUAGCACAGGCAGUGUUAUCACUAGCCCCCGUUUUGGUUGUUUGCAUGUUUUGUAUUCCACAAUUAGGGAAAUGCCGAUAUUUCAAAGACAAGGCUGCAGAUAGAAAGUUCCUGCUGCUCACAUAAACUCACUCCAGUGGUCUAGCUGCAGCCAUGACCUACCGCCAAAGUACCAGGAUACACUAGUUUAUCUUUAGCAUUGGAUUUUCAUAUCCUGAAGUAACGUUAAAAUAAUAAUAAUAAAAUAAAACAGAAAAAGUGAAGAACCGAAAUAUUCUCUGGACAAUUAAAGGCGUGUGUAAUAAAGUUAAUGUAGCUAACAGGAAGUACAGAUAUGGAUUUUAAACCAUUGGUUAGCACUUCUUGAAAGGGAAUAUCAAAUCUAGAUUUUCUGCACAUGUCUAUGUGCUUUAUCAACACAGCCUCUUAAAAAAGACUUGCAGGUGGUAAAAAGGGGGGAAACAAUCUACUUCUGUUUGCAAAAUAUCUUCCCUAUGGACAUUUUCUUUUUUUUUUUUUUUUUAACUUAGCUGUAUGGUCACUAGUAGUUUGUCUUCCACCCUCAAAGGGCUAGAUGGCUGUUUUACUUUUCUGCUGCCCUUUGUCAAAAGACUAAUGGAUCUCAAUUUUACAGUAGAAAGCUGCUUGGCAAAUUGUCUUUAAGCGAGAAAACACAACAGGAAACCAGAAAUUAAGGGAGUAAUAGUUGUGGAUCCACUGUGCAUGGUAUGUUACAUGGUUAUCUUAUGUUAAAACAGCUUUAAAAAAACAGCAUAUUUUUCUGUGAAAUACUUUACCCCAUUUCAGAAUUAAAUCAUUCUGAAUCUUGUACAGAUUUCAAAUUAGAGAUGUUUUCACAUUGGUUUAAAUUAAGAAAUUGUUUUCCUGCCCUAAUGCAAUGAGUUCACUUCCUGUUUUACCUGUAAUAGGACCUAACCUGCUGCCCAUUAGAGGUCAGAUGGGAUUAUAUUUCCUGUAACACAGGAAGCAGAUGUAUAGCACUGUGGAAGAUUAAACAUGCCUCUUUGUAUGCUGGUAGAAAUUGGUGAUUUUGAAGGACAGUAAAAAUCACAGAGGAAGCGAUGAGCAGAAAAUGUGGCUUUGAUUUGAUUUUUCAGAGAAGCAUUGUAAUUAAGUAACAAUAACAAGUGAUUUAAGCCACAAGUACCCUUUUUUGCCCAUCUACUGGUAAAACACUUACACGGUUAAAACAAAGAGCUCCACAAUGAUCAGGAGAGUAGUUAAUUUGAUAGCUGCCUGCCGGCUGACGCUCCUAUGAUAGCAGUAAGUAACAGUGCUUCUACAACCAAAAUUACAUGUGUGUGUGUGUUGUGGCGAAUAAUAAGAACAAAUUAAGUGAGAUAAUGUGUUUCCAAAGUGCAUGGAAACUAUAUAUCUUCAGUUCACACUCCACACCCAUUCUGCACUCGGUACUGUAUGAGAGGUAAUGUGCAUUGCAUUUUAAAGCAGCCUGGUGUUAAACAUCUUGUGACUUCAUUUUAAAGGGUUUUACAUCAUUGAAAAGAAGAGGACGGUGUUUGUAGGGUGACGAGGAAGAAGGGGGUUAAUUUGGAGGGGGGGGGGGAGGAGAAAUAAAAAUGCAGUGCUAAUUAUUUACCACACGAAAAACAAACACAGCUCUUCAAAUCUGAAUAUCAUGCAGAUGGUUAAUUGUUAAUGUUUGCAGAACGCGUGUAGCACUGUCUUUGUAAGUAGCCAUUCCGCCUGUCUGUGUGUGAAAGAAGCCACCUUUGUGUAUUGUAAAUAUUGGUAUAUAUGACCUUUUCUGUACAUACUGUUCCCAAUCUUCAAUUGUUGAUAUGAAUCUAAUGGCAUAUUUUUAUAUACUUGUUUAAGUUUUCUUAGGUACACCUAUUGUGCCAUUGCAUUUAAAUUAUAACUACUACAGUAUUUUAAAGAAGAAAAAAAAAACUUUUAUGCUGAAAUAUUACAAGUCAUAUUACAAAUUCAUGGUUAUCACGUAUUCCUGUUAUGUUUUUGUCACUGUGGGUUCUUUGUAAUUAAAAAAAGUUCACUGGUGCCAGA